This is a messenger RNA of Drosophila bipectinata, 1809 nucleotides long. RefSeq names its product cysteine--tRNA ligase-like protein, mitochondrial (gene CysRS-m). Gene Ontology annotation, cellular component: cytoplasm. Gene Ontology annotation, biological process: cysteinyl-tRNA aminoacylation. The record is from RefSeq and is a predicted model, not a curated record. Lineage: Eukaryota; Metazoa; Arthropoda; Insecta; Diptera; Drosophilidae. Gene Ontology annotation, molecular function: cysteine-tRNA ligase activity; ATP binding.
GCAACCUUUGUUUACUUAAUCAGAUGUUGGGAAAAUUUAAAAAUAAGGACGUCAGUUCCUCCUUGCCUAUUUUAAAUUUGCAAAAUUAAUUGACUAUGUUUAGUCUCAAGGAGGUGGUGAGGGCCUUUGGAGGUGGUCGCCGGGGCCGCCUCACGAUUUGCAGACGAAAUUUGGCCGAUGAUGGACAUAAUCGGGAAAGUUUGUUUAACUGGCGUAAGCCCGUGGGCCACUCCGUUGGAAUCAGCAUAUACAACCCAGGGAUGCGCCGUAAAGUACCGCUGGUACUUCGAAAUCCCCGCAUGGCAACCUGGUAUACGUGCGGGCCAACCGUGUACGAUUCAACCCACCUGGGUCACGCGAGCACCUAUGUAAAAGUAGAUAUCCUGCAACGCAUUCUGCGAGACUACUUCAAAAUCAAUUUAGUGACCGCUAUGAACAUCACCGACGUGGACGAUAAGAUCAUAAUGCGAGCCAGUUUAGAUGGCCAAGACUGGCUUCAGAUGGCACGAGACUACGAAGCAGAGUUCCGGAGGGAUAUGCUACGCCUCAAUGUGAAGCCUCCCGAUGUACGCAGUCACGUGACAACCUCGAUGCCGGCCAUCAUUCAGUUCAUUCAGGAGCUGAUUGACGAUAACUAUGCCUACAUAACAAGCAGCAAUUCGGUUUACUUUGACGUGUCCAAGAGCAAGGAGUACGGAAAGCUGGCGAAAGUAACCAUUGAGGAGGAAACGUCUAGUAACGAAAAGCGAAACAGUGCGGAUUUUGCCCUGUGGAAGGCACGAAAAACCCAAAAGGAGUCAAGUUGGCAGGCGCCGUGGGGCGGCGAGGGACGACCUGGCUGGCACAUUGAGUGCAGUGCUAUUGCCGGCCUCUUUUUUGGACGAACCGUGGACUUUCAUGCGGGUGGGCUAGAUCUGAAGUUUCCCCAUCACGAAAACGAGGAAGCGCAGUGUUGCGCGCGGUUUAAAACGGAUCAAUGGGUGAACUACUGGCUGCAUACAGGCCAGCUGCACAUAGCCGGAGAUCAGCGCAAGAUGUCGAAGUCCCUGCAAAACACCAUAUCUGUGACAGAGCUUUUAAAGAAGUACACGGCCGACGAGUUCCGGAUGGCCUGUCUCCUGUGCAAUUAUCGGAACGCCAUGCAUUACAGUGACGACCUAAUGCAGACUGCCCGCCAAACACUGCAAAAGUUCAAAAAUUUUCAUGCGGAUCUCAGCGCCUACGUUCAGUUCCUCAAACCAGUCCAUUUGCUGGAUGAGGGUGCCCUGCGGGCUCAAUUGUCGCAUACCAUGACGGAGUUUGACGACUGUAUGCGUGACGACUUCAACACUUCCCGUGCCGUUAGCGUGAUGUUGGACCAGAUGAGCAGCAUUAGUCGAUGCAUCAAUGAUCAAAAGGUGGAUGCCCAAGAAGAGCCCGCAUACUGCAUGGAUCUUCUUAUGGCAGCCGGGAACUUUAUCAACAGAGCUAUGCUUACUUUUGGUGUAACGGAUCUGGCACCAAAAGAGACUCUGGAAGAACAAGUUCCAUCCACGACACAUAGGAUAGAUCCGUCUAUCUUGGUGGAUGAUGUGUUAUCUGUGCGUGGUCGAAUGCGACAGGAAGCAUUCUCCGGCGAAAAGAAAAACUCUCAGCUGCUGGCUGCUUGCGACGAGCUAAGGACACUCCUGCAACAGCACGGUAUACAGGUGCGGGACCAUAAACAGGGCAGUUCCUGGGUCUUUGCCGUCUCUUGUCCGACGGAUGAUGAGAAAAGCAAAUCUUCUGUUGAAUAAAAGUCAUGGUUUCUUAUCGUUUUUGUUACAUAAA